Messenger RNA from Neodiprion fabricii, 1508 nucleotides. RefSeq names its product serine protease HTRA2, mitochondrial (gene HtrA2). The record is from RefSeq and is a predicted model, not a curated record. Gene Ontology annotation, molecular function: protein binding; serine-type endopeptidase activity. The transcript has 7 exons. The coding region runs from base 38 to 1360 and encodes 440 amino acids. NCBI's taxonomy places the organism in Eukaryota, Metazoa, Arthropoda, Insecta, Hymenoptera, Diprionidae. Gene Ontology annotation, biological process: programmed cell death; positive regulation of apoptotic process; proteolysis.
AAACAUGGCGCAUAACCUCCAGAUGGUGCUGUGAAUCAUGGCGUUACCCUGUGCGCGAUUAGCGUGCGACGUACUGCGAAGAAAGCAUAUAUUCCGUUGUCAAUAUUUGACAGUUUUAAAUGUCGAGCGUGAUUUUAGAACUGGAACGGCAAACUCUUUCCGCGAAAAGGGUCGUUUGCGCGACGAGAACUCGAAGCGUUACAUAACCUGUUCUGCGCUCGUCGCCUCGGUCCUCGGAUAUGUCUUGUACAACUGGAAGGAGGAUUUUAGGGGGGAUGUGGCGGGGUUCAAGUUUGAAAAUGUGAAAUCUCCCUUUCCCGCCAUUCACGCGGCAACGAACGUAUUCGCGACUAACGUAAACCAUAAUCGCGACAAGUACAACUUCAUUGCGGACGUCGUCGAGGUCUCCGCACCGUCCGUGGUUUACAUCGAAAUGAAGGAUCAGCGAAGGAUAGAUUUCUUUACGGGGAAACCGAUGACCACCAGCAAUGGCUCUGGUUUUAUCGUCAAGGAGGAUGGUUUGAUAUUGACGAAUGCGCACGUGGUUAUUAACAAGCCGAAUACCUCUGUCAAGGUAAACGUUCGACUGCAAGAUGGUACCAGCUACACGGGAACCGUUGAAGAUAUCGAUAUGAAGAGCGACUUGGCCACGGUUCGCAUAAACAAGACCAAUUUGCCGGUUAUGAAGUUGGGAAGUUCUUCAACCCUGAGGCCAGGGGAGUUUGUCGUAGCUAUCGGAUCGCCAUUAGCCCUUAGUAACACUAUUACCAGCGGAAUUGUUAGCAGUGUCAACAGACAAAGUGAGGAGUUAGGAUUACACAACACAAACAUGGGCUACAUACAAACUGACGCAGCUAUUACCUUUGGCAACUCUGGUGGUCCUCUGGUAAAUCUUAACGGCGAGGCAAUCGGCAUAAAUGCGAUGAAAGUAACCGCCGGCAUAUCUUUUGCCAUACCGAUCGAUUAUGCAAAGGAUUUCCUGAAGAGGGUGGAAGAGCGUCGAAAAUCGAAAGGCUUCACAAUUCUAGGUUCGCAGACGAAUAUCGAGAGUCCGAGAAGGCGCUACUUGGGGAUUACUAUGCUGACUUUGACCCCUGAUAUCUUGUCCGAAUUACAUCAGCGUAAUGAAAAUAUCCCGUGGAACGUCAGGCACGGUGUUUUAGUCUGGAAAGUUAUCGUUGGAUCGCCUGCAGACGUAGGUGGAUUAAAGCCCGGAGACAUCGUGACGCACAUUAAUGGGGAGCCGGCAAGGGCCGCCAUUGACAUUUACAAAGUCCUUGAGAAACCAGGUCCCGUGAAUGUGACCGUCGUUAGAAGCGGACAGGUCGUCCAAGUUUCCGUUGUGCCCGAAGAAGCGUGAGAGAAAACCUCAAAAUAUAAUUAUAAAUUUUAGCUAUGAAAAAACAAACGAAGACGUCAAACAUUUAUUCAAUACAAUGUUGUUACAAUAUUUGAAGAGCUGUACAGAAAAGAACAUAAAAUAAAUAAAUUAAGAAUAUACAACUGUA